AUGGAACAAAAAAAAGAAGAUUAUAUUUUUGAAAAAGAUGAAAUUAUAAAUUUAAAUGUAGGUGGUAGAUUAUUUAGAACGUAUUUAUCAACAUUACAAAAGAGUGAAUUUGAAAACUCUUUAUUGGGAACCAUGUUCAACCCAAGAAAUAAACACCUAUUAAAACCAAACGAAAAAAGUGAAUAUUUUUUCGAUAGAUCACCGGAUCUAUUUGAAUACAUUAUCAACUAUUAUAGAACCAACGAACUAGAUAUACCAAUUUCAAUUCCCUAUAAAAUGUUUAUAAAAGAAUUGGAUUAUUUUCAAAUGCCUCAUCACUCAUCCACAUGUAAUAAUAAUAAUUAUAAUUUUAAUACAAUGAAUAGUUUUAAAUUAAAUUUAAAUCCAAUUCAACAACAACAGCAUCAACAACAAUUAAAUUUAAACUCAAUUCAACAACAGCAGCAACAGCAACAACAGCAACAAUUAAAUUUAAAUAAAUCUAAUCUUAGUCCAAGAUUAAUAAAUAAUGUAUUAUUAAGUAAUUUAAAUAAUAAUAGCAAUAAUAGUAGUAAUGGUACUAAUAGUGGUAAUAAUAGUAAUUCAAAUAGCUGUAAUAUAUCACCAAGAGUAGUUUUAAAUAAUGAAAAUCAAUGUAAUAUAAAUAAUAAUAAUGAAAGCAAUCAAAAUAAUAUUAUUGAUAAUCAAAAUAAUAAUCAAAAUAAUCAAAAUGCUACAUCACUUUGUACCUGUAAUAAUAUGCUAUUGGGUGAAAGAUUAAAAUUACUAUCAUUAGAUAAAGCAAGAAAAGAUGGUGGUGAUAUGUUGGAACUAAUUAAAAUCUAUUGUUAUGAAACUUUAAUCAAGGCAGCAGAGCAAGGUAAACAAUAUGAAAUUAUACAAUUUAAAUCAUCUGAUACCGAAAUUGAAAAAUUUUAUUCAUUCAUUUCAAAUCUUAGAAAUAGAGAAUUAUUUCUUUUAGAUUUAAUGAAUGAUGGUUUUGAUGUUAAUUUUAGCGAAGAAUUUGGUCGUUAUUAUCACUCCUAUUUAUUACAAAUAACAUUUUGGUCAAGAUAUUCAACCAGUUCAAAUGUUAAAAAACAAAUAAAAUUACUAUAUAUUUCCAGUUUUCAAGUUUUCAAAAUGAAACAAAUGAUUAUGUCUUAA
Molecule: messenger RNA, 1146 nt
Organism: Dictyostelium purpureum
Lineage: Eukaryota; Evosea; Eumycetozoa; Dictyosteliales; Dictyosteliaceae
Exons: 2
Coding region: 1-1146 (381 amino acids)
Biological process (GO): protein homooligomerization
Molecular function (GO): protein binding
Source: RefSeq, a predicted model, not a curated record